AUGAAGCUGAUGCUCCCGGACCUGUCAAGGGCUGUAGCUGUCUGCCUUCUCGUAACCGCAGUUAGCGCCAGGAAAUUUCUGGAUCCCGUCGUAAGAUUCAGCGAAAAGAAUUCGGACGCAGCAGCAGCAGCAAAUCCAUGGAUUGUGAAAUGGUUCAACGUUAAACUGGAUCACUUCACCUACUCUGACACCACUACCUUUCCGAUGAAAUGGUUAUGGAACAAUACUUUCUACAAGUCUGGAGGACCGAUCUUCUUCUACACGGGUAACGAGGGCAACAUCGAAGGCUUCGUAACGGCUACUGGUAUGAUGUGGGAUUUGGCGCCUCGAUACAACGCUGCCGUCAUCUUUGCUGAACAUCGGUUUUACGGCGCAAGUCAACCAUUUGGUAACGACUCUUACGCAGUAAGUUCUCGCUGCUUCACCUUCUCUGUAGAAGCCUUCUCCCAUCUGAUUUCACUUUCCAUUCAGUCCAUCCACAAUAUGGGAUAUUUGACAUCAGAACAGGCACUUGCUGAUUACGCCGAUCUUAUUACUGAGCUGAAGACUGCCAACAAUUCGUUGGGUAUCACCUACCCUGCUGAUACACCUGUGAUAGCAUUCGGAGGAUCCUAUGGAGGAAUGCUGUCUGCAUGGUUCCGCAUGAAGUAUCCGCACCUGAUUACUGGCGCUUGGGCAUCAUCUGCACCUCUGCUGUACUUCAAAGGUGGUGGCAUAGAUCAGGGCGCCUUCGAUUCCAUCACAACAAGAACGUACGAGGCCUCCGGCUGUAAUCGCUUUAUAAUCGCCAACAGUUGGAACGCCAUACUGAACUUGUCCUCGACAGGUGAGUGGGAAGGUUCUUUUCCGAGAUGUUUGCAUUUUCAAGGGUGA
Messenger RNA from Cooperia oncophora, 873 nucleotides. The record is from the annotation of a GenBank genome assembly. Lineage: Eukaryota; Metazoa; Nematoda; Chromadorea; Rhabditida; Trichostrongylidae.